Trichoderma aggressivum f. europaeum is the source of this 1074-nucleotide messenger RNA. RefSeq lists its product as uncharacterized. The transcript is spliced from 5 exons. The coding region runs from base 1 to 1074 and encodes 357 amino acids. NCBI's taxonomy places the organism in Eukaryota, Fungi, Ascomycota, Sordariomycetes, Hypocreales, Hypocreaceae. The record is from RefSeq and is a predicted model, not a curated record.
AUGUAUCCCACGAGUGCUGAAACCGAUGGGAGCACUGCCGAGAGACCAAGGUUACCUCCUGGGGGCUUCAGCUUGGAGCACGGCUUUCCAGAGUGGUUUGGUGGCUCCAGCCGCCACGGUAGUCGUGAGCGAAGGGGCCCAUCGCCGUCGGCAGCGUCCAUAAAGUCAGCAAGGUCUUCGAGCGACAAGCCACCGUUGGUCCCCCCCAAGGACGACGUGCCGCGGUAUAUGCAGACAGAUCAGAAGACGGUAUCGACAUAUUCCCUGUUAAAGUACAUCCGGAGCGCUUUUGAUAAGGCUGAGGUUCUUGAUACAGUACCUCUUGCUGCGGCUGGAAACCCCGGGGCCUGGCAUGCGUGGCGCACACAUAGGCGCAAACAAAGAAAGGCGCUUGCCGAGAAUAUCAAGAGCAACAGGCUGAGCAGGCUGAGCAUCUUGAGUGAUCUACAGCCAAAGGACAAUGCUAGCGAGCAGGGCGAUGCCAUAGCGUUUGACGUAAGAAGCAUAGCCUCUCAGUCCACCAUGGCCAGGGAGCCCGGGGAGUGGAAUUGGGAUGGUGUCUGGGAGGACAGAGUCAAGAAGGGCGUGGCAUCCACCUUGACCGAGUCAGUGUUGUACGGCGCAUCAGGAAUCUCCGACGAUAUGUGUUUCUCGCUAACCGUGAACUUGAUCCAGAUUCAUUUCUUGGCGCUGGAGGAGGGAACCAUUGAAGCUGUCAAGGGUAAUCUUCGUCGAACAUUGGAUGCCUCGAAUGAACCUAUACUCAGCACCUUCCUCUCCAACAUGUCAAUUGCCCGUCCUGCCAACGACAGCCCUUGGGUCAUCUGGGAGCACCCAGCUUCAGCUAUUGCCUUUCUCGCCGUUGUUGUUUCCAUCGUUAUUCUCGUGGCGGCUUUUGUUUCCACCGCAUGCCUGCCACCCACCUGGGGCAUUAUCGUGGUCUGCGGAUGGGACUUUGAAGAUUCCAAAACGGCGGCCAAAGACUAUCAUCGAAAAGAAGUACAGCAACGAGACGGCAACAGAUUUACGUCGAUCUUCACAGAGAUCAAGCUUUGGCAACAGUACGGUGAUUAA